AGUACGUGUUUUCCUGUUGGCAAAUAACAUCAGCUGUACUAUUCUGUACUAACCACGCAAGAGAGUUUACGGAGUAUCCUUCUAAAAAGUGGCACAAAUCACAAUGAAAAUAGAUCUCCAUACUCAUAUUUUACCAGAAAACUGGCCAGAUUUAAAAGAGGUGACCCAUCCCUUUUUAUUGCAGUGACAGUCAUAUUUUAAAACUUGUUUAUAGUCAUAAUUCUAUUAUUAAAAAUUAGCAAAGAAGUAGGCAUGCAGUGCUGCUUGCUUUCGCUAAUGUAAUUUUUAGAUUAAGUUUCUUAAUUUAGCCUCUAAGUUUUAAUUCUAAGUAUUAUACUAAGUAAGUUAGACUAUGCCAUCUUAUCAUAUUCAUUUAUCAUAUUAUAGGCCUAUAUCCGAUCACCGAUAUACUAUUAAUUAUAAAUAGCUAAGGCUUAACGGGGGGGGGGGGGGGGGGGGGGGGGGGCAGUUUUUUUUACACCAGGUUAGGUCUGGGUAUUUUGAGAAAAUACCCCGUGGGUCAAAAUUUUACACAAAAAAAGAGUUAACUUCUCAUUUUCUAUAAAACAAAAGGGCUGCAGACAGUCCUACAAACAGUCUUACACAGAGUCCAACACCACACCAGUGUCCGUGACUCUUUAUUGAUUAACUCAUUAGAAUCAUUAGAAUGAAAAAAUUCAACCUUUUUACCAGUUCAACCAUCACGAAUGACGAAUCACGUUUGCUGUGUGACAGCUUUUUAUUUACUCAGCACUGUUAAUAUAAGACAUGUUGAGUAGGGGAGGGCCGGCCAUGAAAGGGAAGCAGGACAUACCAGAAGCAAAAUAUAUAGUAUAUAUGUGUAUAAGUUAUAAGAGAAUAUGUUUAGACCAAAUGGUAUACUUAAAAAAAUACUAACUAAUACCCAAAGUAAAUACUGACAUUCUGAGUGUGUGUGAUGCAAGCAGCAAUGCAAUAGACUAGUUUAUUAAUUUAAAAUUAAAGCUGUUUUAAAAGUGAUACUCUAGAUAAUAUUAUGGUCUUUAAAAUUUAUCAAAUAGUUGGCACGCACUUAUUCAUUUAUUUUUAUUUGGAUAAUUGUAAAGCAUUUUAAAAGCAUAAUUUAAAUGAUUCCUAAUUUGUCUUAAGUCAUAGAAAUAAAAUGGAAGCUAAACAUUUAGCAAAGGUAUUUACUCAUAUAAGUCACUCAAAUUUGUAAGAAGUUAUAUGCGCUAUACUAAAACUAAAACAACUUAAGAAGAACUUGGUGAGAAAAGCCAAAUGCAAUGAGCAGCAUUAGCAUUCCAUUGAGAGUGGGUGGGGGGGGGGGGGAAAGUGGCAUUGCCAGUGUGCCUGGGUUUAAAUAAAUGAUCUAGUGAAAAAUUUUUAAACAUAUAUGAAUAAUUAAAAAAACUUAAGAAGAACUUGGUGAGAAAAGCCAAAUGCAAUGAGCAGCAUUAGCAUUCCAUUGAGAGUGGGUGGGGGGGGGGGGAAAGUGGCAUUGCCAGUGUGCCUAGGUUUAAAUAAAUGAUCUAGUGAAAAAUUUUUUAACAUAUAUGAAUAAUUAAAAAAAUUAUAACAUAAAGGUACAUUUCAGAUAGUAGGCUAAAUAUUUUUUAUUCAUGGAUUGUGCUGCUCUUAGAUAAUGUUUUCUGUUCAAUUUAUUUUUUUCAUCAAAAUUUACAUUAAAUGACAUUUUAUCUUUAGCGUUAUGGUUAUGGUGGCUGGGUGCAACUGCACCACCAUUGUGCGGGGAGAGCUAAGAUGAUGAAGGAUGGAAAACUUUUCAGAGAGAUAGAAGAGAAUUGUUGGUCACCAGAAGCACGAAUUAAAGAAAUGGAUGCACAUGGUAAAAUUAAAUUUUAAAAAAAAUAAUAGAAAGUACCAGUGCAAGUAAAAUAUCUUAAGAAGAGACCGACCGAAAGUGAUUUUCUGAUUUUGGCUGAAGCCGAAAGUUAAAAAUGACUUUUGUCCGAAACUCAAGCUAAAACCAAAUUAUUUAUAUAUUUUGAAAUUCGUUCGUGCAUACACUCUACAUACAGUGAUGGGGCUAAGUAUCAAUAUUUACAUUCUUUUUAUAAAAAACGAGAUCAUCGUGAAUUUUAAUAAACAUCUAAUGAAUACUUUGGAUAAACAAACAAAGGUCCCUUCCUCUACGUUAGAUUAGUACUGCUACUAUGGCUAUGUCUAGGGUACGAUUAAUUUCCUGUUGAAGUAUUCUACACUAAUCCUACUUCACACUCACGGGGAGCGUGGCAAAAUUCAUGAAAUAAAGACCCUUGAGUGCCCUUUGCUUUUAUGACAUACCGGUAACUACAAUCUAGAACAUAUACCUAAUACUACCUGCAAUAAUUAUUUUGGCUCUAAUAGAGUCAAUAGUCACCUAAAUAUCAUUUAUUAAGGCUAUCAAAAUAUCAUCACAAUGUUUCGUGGUUAUCGCUUUGUGAUACUAAUGCUUUGUGUUUUCAUAAAUAGCUGGCAACAUUUCCCUAUUUUAAUAUUUAGCUUAGUACUAACACACUCGUCUUUCCGUGCUGGUGACGUAAUUAUUUGGUUCAGCAACCAACCUCCCUCACCCCCAUUGGUAGGGGAUUUUUUUUUUAACCCGUUCUCUUAAAAUUGUUGAUCUGACGGGUGUCAACGGAUAUUUGCAAAAUACAUGUAAAUUGUUGCCAAAAUCAUAAAAGUAAACAGGUUUGCAGUAGGCCUACUACAUAAUUAUAAUACGACCCAGGAUACAUGCACACCUGUGCUAUUUCUUCAAUAACAAUGCUUACGAGCAUGAUUAUGAUGAAUUUCAAGAAAUUAAUGAAAUGAAAAGGACUGUUUCCUUAAUGUUUUAAAAAAUGAAACAAAAAUUAUUAUGGAAAUAUUACCUACUCCUAGGAUUAUUCAAUAUUAUUCACAUUUGCCUAUGACAACAUUGAUGAGCAUGAUAAUGAUAAAUCAAAAUGAAUAUCACAAAUGAAUGAAGUGAAUAAACCUAGGGUUUCAAUUUUUUAAACAAAAAAAUGAUGCUAUAAAUAUUACCAUUCCAUUAGUUUUUCUCCACAAAACUGUUUGCAUUUGCCUAGGCCUAAUUGAAAUUUUAAUUGUUUGGAAAUAUAGGACAAUUUAAGUCAUCAAACAGCUGUGAGCAAUUUUUGCAGAGUAAUUAUCAUAUAACAUACAAUGACAGCAAGACGUCGAGCAAUAAUUAAUAUCUGAUUGCCUGCAGACAGUCUGACUUCUCAAUUACUUUCCGCCGAAACCGAUAUUAAACCAAAAGUUAACUUUUCAGUUUCGGACGAAACUGAAAUUAGGCGAAAGUGAUCGAAUGGCAACUUUCAGCGCCGAAACCGAAACUGAAGCCAAAGCCAAAAUUCGGUCAGUCUCUAAUCUUAAGUAUUGUGGAAAAAUAUUUGUUAAAUCUUUGCCUUCUGUUUUUUUGCAGUUUAAGAUUGACUUAAAUUCUUGUGGAUUAAUGUUCUUUUAAAUGCUCUAAAUACUUGUAAAAAAAUAUUUGACUUUGGACAUUUAUUUAUAAAGAGAAAGCAUAAAUAUUUGAAAGAAUGUUGCCUUAAUUUAAUUUAAAGCCAUUAUUCCUUUAAUAAAAGCUUGCUUAAGUUCAUUGACUUUUAAACACUAAUAUAUUUCAACAGGUGUUGAUAUCCAGGUUCUGUCUACUGUGCCUGUUAUGUUUGGAUAUUGGGUAAGUUAAAACAUUCAUUUUUAUUUUGAUUUUUUUUUUUAACUAAUAGAAGAUAAAAAAUUGUUGUUCAAGCCGAGUUAAAGAAAUAGAGAUGUUUUUCUGAAAUAGGUUUAAAUCUAUUAAAUCUCAUAUCUGAAUUAUGGUGGGUUUUUUUUACGCUGAAUACUUUUUAAAUGUAAAAUACUAAUAACGAUAUUAAAUCAUAAUCUGUGAAAGUUGGCAUAAGCAGGGUUGACAUUUUUAACCUGUUUAUUUUGGUCUACAUAUUUGCAAUAGAAAACAAUCCAAGAAUGGCAACUGUCAGAGGAUUUUGAUCAUGCACCUGUAGUUAAAAUCAUGUAUUCUUUUGUUUAUACUGCAGCCUUGAUUUAAAUACAUGUCUGAUUAUUAAUGUUUUGAAUAAAUGCUACUUCAUAAAUAUUUUUGCCUACCUUCAGUUUUAUAUUCAUGUAUUCAGGCAGAGCCAAAAGACACACUGGAUCUCUGUGAGAUGUUAAACAAUCAUCUGGCAGGGAUUGUCAAGUCUUGCCCAUCACGUUUUGUUGGUCUGGGAACUGUUCCCAUGCAAGCACCUGAACUGGCUGUCAAAGAACUGAUACGCUGCAAGAAGGAAUUGGGUGAGCUGGUUUUUUCUUCAAAAGUAUUCAGGUUUUAAAUUAACAAAUAUUUUGAAGCUUUUAUAUUCAUAACCAAAUAUUCAUAAACAAAUAAAGGUGAGGGGCCAUUUCAGGCUUGUAUGUUGCCGGAAAAGUUUUCUAGAAAAAUUCAGGUUUUAAACUGAAAUGAAGAAAUCCCAUGAAUAGCUUUGUCAGAAAGUCUAUGGCUGAAAAUAAUCGGAAUCAUUAAGGCCCCCCAAAUCAAUGUGCUAACCUUCAGUGCUAACCUUACCGGUAACUGUUUUUCUAAAAUGUUAUACCAUUCAUUUUUUAUUUCCUGCAAAUAUUUUGACUUGAAGGUCUCCUCUCAGACCUGAUUUCCAUUAUUCUUUAAUUUAACCCCCAUUGAAAAGAUAAUUUAGUAUGUUUAUUUUAAACAUGCUUUAAGUUGUGAGCAUAGAUAUCAAAAAUAUUUUUUUUUAUUCACUGCACUGAAUUCUGAUGUUCAUAUCUUUUAGGUAAGACUUGGUAGCUUGAUAAAUUAUUCCUCACUUGCAACACAUUUAGAUUCACAAUCCUACUUCUUUUUUUAUAUAGAAGGCUAAAUCAUUUUGAAUUUCAGGUUUUCCAGGUAUUCAAAUUGGGUCUCAUAUCAACAACUGGAACUUGGAUGCUCCAGAACUUCAGCAAGUGUUUGCUGUGAGUUAACAAUCUGUUUUCUUUUUUUGUAGUGAAUUCACUCCUUUCUCUGCAGUCCUUGUAAUUAAAACAAAAAAUGCUUACAUUUAUUCAGGAUCAUUUUAGUACAACCACCUUAUCUUGAAAACUUUUGUAUUUGUAUUUGAAACCGUUUGUGAAAUAGAUCAGAUGUUACAAUUUGAAAACAAAGGGAAAAUGAGCACCAAUAGAAUUUAGUAUGUGUUUACAAGGAAACCAGAAUAUUUUUGAACUUGGAAUUUUUUGUGUCUUUCAGGCUGCUGAAGAGCACAACUGUGUGAUAUUUGUACAUCCCUGGGACAUGGAGCAGGGUGGACGAAUGCAGAAAUACUGGCUACCAUGGUUGGUUGGUAAGUGCAUCAUAGGUAACUGGUUACCAUGGUUAGUUGGUAAGUGCAUCAGAGAUGUAGCCUACCUUGGUAAGCUCAUCAGAGAUGCUGUCUACCUUGGUAAGUUCAUCAAGGAUACAUGCUCCUUCAACAACUGUCAUCCACACCCAAAUAAACACACACAAACACAUUAUACAUUGACUGUGGUAGAUAAGAAACUUACUCAAAGAUUCACAUAAAACCUUGUAAGCCUCUGCAUUUGUAUCUGGUAUUUCAAUAAAUGAUUUUAAAGCAAAUUAUAUAUAUAUUUUUUUUUUUAAUUUCAGGCAUGCCGACAGAGACGACUGUUGCCAUUUGCUCCAUGAUUUUUGGCGGAGUCCUUGAGAGAUUUCCUAAACUUAAAGUCUGCUUUGCUCAUGGAGGUAGGUUCUCUAUAUCUUUUUACAAGGAUUCAUUUUUGCUACAUUCAUUUUCACAAGUAUUCAUUUUUGCUCCAUUCAUUUUCACAAAGAUUCAUUUUUGCUCCAUUCAUUUUCACAAGGAUUCAUUUUUGCUCCAUUCAUUUUCACAAGGAUUCAUUUUUGCUCCAUUCAUUUUCACAAAGAUUCAUUUUUGCUCCAUUCAUUUUCACAAGGAUUCAUUUUUGCUCCAUUCAUUUUCACAAGGAUUCAUUUUUGCUCCAUUCAUUUUCACUCCAUUCAUUUUCAAAGGUUUAAUUAUUGCUCCAUUCAUUUUCACAAGGUUUAAUUAUUGCUCCAUUCAUUUUCACAAUGUUUAAUUAUUGCUCCAUUCAUUUUCACAAGGUUUAAUUAUUGCUCCAUUCAUUUUCACAAGGUUUAAUUAUUGCUCCAUUCAUUUUCACAAGGUUUAAUUAUUGCCCCAUUCAUUUUCACAAGGUUUAAUUAUUGCUCCAUUUGUUUGCCUGGAAACUAUUAUUGUGUAACACUUCCCUUGUUGUCUUAUUAAGGGUGUGCUUAAGUUUGAACAACCGUAGGCUUUUCUUAAUGCUAACUAUAAUCAGUUCAGAGUACUUCAUCAUUUCUGCAAGCAGUGCCUUUGUCAAUUCAGAGUGCUUCAUCAUGUCUAAAAGCAGUGCUUUUGUCAAUUCAGAGUACUUCAUCAUUUUUGUUAAGAGUGCCUUUGCUUUCUUUGAAAAAAUAACACUUUAUAUAUAUUUUGGUUUCUUCUCAGGGGGUGCUUUUCCUUUCACUAUUGGUAGAAUAGAGCAUGGGUUCAACUCCAGGCCUGACCUGUGUGCGGUGGAGAACAACGUCAACCCAAGGAAAUACCUGGGUCAGAUUUACACGGAUUCCCUGGUCCAUGACACGGAGGCUCUCAAAUUGCUGGUCAAUGUCAUUGGCAAGGUAAGGUUCUCCUUUUACUUUAGUGUUGUAUUACUGUGACCUUGUUUAGUGAUGACAAGAUCUGUACGCACUUUAUUGUUAGGUCCUGUCUGUACUUAAUUGUGUCAUAUGUGCACCACAACAUUAUGAUGUCCUGUUUGUACCAUAAUAAUGUCAUUUGCGUCCUACCUAAUCACCUUCCUGUUACUAAUAAAAACCUGGGAAUGAUUUAAAAAUGCUUUUUUUAAGAAUAUGUGUUAUGGAAAUAUCUUUGCCUGUACAAAUUGAUGUUAAAACUUAUAUAAUCUCACUUUAAUGUGGCUGAAGCGGUGGUAUGAAAUUCUAUGAAACAAAUUUAGAUUUAACCCUUUUAAAGUCUAAAACAAUUUUUCUAACUAUUUUACAUUAAUUAUCAUAAUGUGUUGAAAACUAUUUUUAACUUGUGAGUAACUUAAAAUUUAAAAAAUAAAAAAUCUUUUCAUAUUAACUUUGAUAUUGUUUGUGUGUUUCUUUCUGGUUGGGUGGCAAAAUCUUUGGACGUCUCAUUGACCCACUUCCCGUCAAGCUAUCAAACUGAGACAUGGCACAUCGACUCGCUGCCAAUGACAACACAUCCUUUCAAAUUUUCAGCCCCAACCCCCAACCCCACAAAAUCAGUUUUUCCUGUUUUUCAAGGGGAAGAUGAAGGAAAUAUGAUGCCACUGAUUUAAGAAAUAAAAUACCAGAUAACUGCGCUAAAUGAGAUUCUUAAAAAUUUCGCAAGUGCAUUUGGUGUGUAAUAUUUUCUUUUCAUUUUCUGAAAUAGUUGGUGUAAUGAAGCUGGGGUGUAAAAACGGGUGGGUCAUUAGAAUAUUAAUAUCAAAUAAAAAAUAAAUAUAAAGGAUUUAUAAGAAAAAAAUUGUUUUUGUUCUUUAAUAAAUACUGCUAUUUGUAUUCUUGCAAAAUGUCAUAAAAAUGGUCCAUUUUGUCCUACUCAACACUUGAAAUGUAUUAUUAGAUCCAGCUGCUAAACUCUAUUGUCUGAUAAUGUUCAUUUUAUCAUUUUUUUUAUAUCAUCCACUACAGAAUCGUAUAGUUUUAGGCAGUGACUACCCCUUCCCUCUAGGGGAGCAGCACCCAGGAAAAUUAGUUGAGUCAAUGGAAGAAUUUAGUCCUGAACUGAAGGUACAUUUAGGAUAAUUCUUAAAAUAAAUAUAUUUCCUUUUCCCUUCUAAACAAUUGAGGAUACAAUGCUUUUAUUAGCAUAUUCAAUAUUUACAUUACAUUUUUGAAAAUGGGAUAUUUCCCUUGCUUACAUGUAUUCUCAAACUUUAAGCAUGUAUUUUUUUUUCUUUUCAAACAGCAUCAGAUAUUAGCUGGGAAUGCAAUGGAGUUUCUGGGCUUGGACCCAAGUUUGUACAAGCCUUGCAUCGGAGAAGAUACACAGAUGGACAGCACAAAUACACACCUGCCGUGUCCUUAAUUUGUGAUAAAACUGUUUUAUUUGUUUGUCUGCAAAGGGCAAAGUUAAAAUAUUUUGUAAGUGCAACUGAGCAGUUACAAAAACACAAAAAAAAAAAAAAACAAGUUUACAAGUGUAAAAAAAUAAUCCAAUUUUAUUUUCCGUUAAAAAUUGCUUAAACAGAUGUAUGUUUACAAACAAAUGUUUCAAUUGAAUAAAACUGUUUUAUUUGUUUGUCGGCAAAGGGAAAAGUUAAAAUAUUUUGUAAGUGCAACUGAGCAGUUACAAAAACACAAAAAAAAAAAAAAAACAAGUUUACAAGUGUAAAAAAAUAAUCCAAUUUUAUUUUCCGUUAAAAAUUGCUUAAACAGAUGUAUGUUUACAAACAAAUGUUUCAAUUGAAGAUUGGUCUUUAGGGCUGGCUUUUGUAACGUUUUUAAAAAAAAGAGGAAUUAGGAAGAAGUGGUUGGGUUGACUUAAUCGGCAGUCAUGGGCAAAAAGUCGCGUGGGAUUGAUCAGUCAGCCCAGUACGACAGCUAUUCUUAAGAGGAGGUAAGAUAAAAGUGAAUUACUGAACCUAAAGUGAAAUGCAUUAUGGGAUGUACAAAAAAGUUUUAUAAAAUUUUUGCUUAAAUUAAUAUGACAUCUUCCAGAGAGAUACUUUAAAUAUUUGAUGUAUGUAGGUAGGUAUGAAGAAAAAUAAAUCCAGUGAUAUCCCUGAAUUUGUAUUGACUCCAGCCUGUCAUUCUAUUCCACUUAGAAUCAAUGCGGCACAAAGAAGGGGAUGGACGAUUCCACCAGCACUCUUUGAGCUAUGCUGUUCAAUGGCAACUGCCUUUGUCAUGACGUUGUAUCAUGAUUCCAAUCUUUGUUGAUUCACUGGGGGUGUCUUAAAAUUGUUUGGUGAAACCUGUGAAGUGUGAUUGGCUUUCUAGUGCAAGUGUGCUCAAACUGUUACAACAGAAACCUGUUUAACAGGGCUUUCAUUUCAUGAAGAAUGUGACCAAGCCACAGGGAAGCCAAACUGUGUAGUUUUUCUACAUUAAGUUGAUACCGAUCAACUUCCUCAGCCUGCAACUUAUUUGUUUAAAGCUAAUUUUUACCCAAUUUCUAAAUGUUUAUGAAAGGAGGGCAUGAUAAUUAAUUAUGUUGGAAUAACAAUGAAAAUAGCUGUCAUUGGCUAUGAGUGGUUUCUCCCUACUUGAGCAAAAAACAUCCAUUUUUUUCUAUGCUUUAGAUGUUAUGGGAUGGCCACUUCAAAAAUUAUAAUAAUAAAAAAAUGUUCAUAAAUAAGUUAAAGUCUCAGCGUUUUGGCUCUGCGAAUCCCAUAAAAAAUGUGUUGAGCCCUUUGUGGUUUGGGGGGGGGGUGUCGAAGCUUUAGAUUUUGUAAAAUAAAAGGAUUUCCUCUUACCUAAAUGCGUUGAAUAUGUUUAUAACUGUAAUCUCAUUCAUUGAUUUCUCAGGGUUUUAGCAAGGCAGGAUGUAGCCUAUGUCAUAUAUAAUAUAAUUUAUUUAUGUAUAAGUCGACCAUGCUGAAUUGUCUGUGACUGUUUAUACUUGUCAUCUACUUAAAGAAUAGAUCACAUUGAAAUGCUUCUGUCUUGUUCUACUUUAAUCAAGCAAGGAGCGUUUGAUCUUAUUUGAUUUAUAUUAUUUUUUUUCCUUAUUUACUUACAUUCAGUAAUAAACUAGGAAAUGUUAACUAGAAGAAAUCUGGUCUCUGUAGCAUUCCGCCAAAAAUAUGUACGUUUUCAGAGUCAAACAAUUAUUUAUGCUUUACUUAAUGAAUGAUGAAUUUAUGUGCCAGCUGCACUUUGAUUUUUGGAACAGAGUUUCCUCCCUUGUUAGGUGUUUUGAUUGCUCAUUGAAAUAAUUCAUCAAAAAUAAUGUUCUCAUUCAUAGCUAAAUAGCUGCUAAAGAAAAAAACAAUUAAUUAGCGUGUAAGCUCUCAUGUUUUAUAAAAAAAUACUUUGAAAAUAAUUUAUUUUUUUAUUUGACCACUGUUGUACAUUUUUAGCUCAACAGUUGUGUUACGAAGGUUGUAUGUUUUAGUGUAAACAAAUCUUGAACGUCUGCCAGAUCAAUUGUCAUUUUUACUUGCUGAUUUGUUGUUGGUGGCUUGAACAUGCAAAAAAUAUAAAAUGUGCAUGUGUACUAAUGCAUUUUGAGUAAUAUUGCAUAUGUAGGCCAUGGCCAGUAUUUUGAUGUGGGUUGACGGG
Messenger RNA from Lymnaea stagnalis (great pond snail), 10315 nucleotides. Lineage: Eukaryota; Metazoa; Mollusca; Gastropoda; Lymnaeidae. The record is from the annotation of a GenBank genome assembly.